GUGUGCGGCUGCCAUGUAAUAUCCUGAGAUCUCGGGCGCGCGAGCGACUGAGGCGGCGCCUGGGAGCGCGCCGAGUUUGCCAGCGGGCGGUGCGGGCGGCGCCAAUAGGGGCGGCUGAGGCACGCGAGAGGUUGGUGGCUCCGGGGAAGGCUGUGGCUUGAGCGGGGCCUGCGUUUUACUCAGUCCGGGCGGGAGGCCCGAAAGCGGGAGGCAGCAUGUCGGUGGCCGGGCUGAAGAAGCAGUUCUACAAGGCGAGCCAGCUGGUCAGCGAGAAGGUUGGAGGUGCUGAAGGGACCAAGCUGGACGAUGACUUCAAGGAGAUGGAGAAGAAGGUGGAUGUCACCAGCAAGGCCGUGGCAGAAGUGCUGGUUAGAACCAUUGAGUACCUGCAGCCCAACCCAGCCUCUCGGGCCAAGCUGACGAUGCUCAACACUGUGUCCAAGAUCCGGGGCCAGGUGAAGAACCCUGGCUACCCGCAGUCAGAGGGGCUGCUGGGCGAGUGCAUGAUCCGCCACGGGAAGGAGCUGGGCGGCGAGUCCAACUUUGGUGAUGCCCUCCUGGACGCAGGGGAGUCCAUGAAGCGCCUGGCUGAGGUGAAGGACUCCCUGGACAUUGAGGUCAAGCAGAACUUCAUCGACCCCUUACAGAACCUAUGCGACAAGGACUUGAAAGAGAUCCAGCACCACCUGAAGAAACUGGAGGGCCGCCGCCUGGAUUUUGACUACAAGAAGAAACGGCAGGGCAAGAUCCCCGAUGAGGAGCUGCGCCAGGCCCUGGAGAAGUUCGAGGAGUCUAAGGAGGUGGCGGAGACCAGCAUGCACAACCUCCUGGAGACUGAUGUGGAGCAAGUGAGCCAGCUCUCGGCCCUGGUGGACGCGCAGCUGGAUUACCACCGGCAGGCCGUGCAGAUCCUGGAGGAGUUGGCGGAGAAGCUCAAGCGCAGGGUACGGGAGGCCUCCUCACGCCCCAGGCGGGAGUACAAGCCCAAGCCCCGAGAACCCUACGACCUGGGAGAACCUGAGCAGUCCAAUGGAGGCUUCCCCUGCGCUCCAGCCCCCAAGGCCACAGCAACUUCGUCAUCUUUCCGAUCUUCUGACAAGCCCAUCCGGACGCCCAGCAGGAAUAUGCCACCCCUGGACCAGCCAAGCUGCAAGGCGCUUUACGACUUUGAGCCUGAGAAUGACGGCGAGCUGGGCUUCCAUGAGGGCGACGUCAUCACACUCACCAACCAGAUUGACGAGAACUGGUACGAGGGCAUGCUGCACGGCCAAUCAGGCUUCUUCCCCCUCAGCUACGUGGAGGUGCUUGUGCCACUCCCCCAGUGAGUCGGUGCUCCACUCAGCACUGCCCACACUAGUGCUCGUCCGUGCAGGGCUGGGCCAGGCCACACUAAGGUGCUCUCAGAAACACUAACGUUCCUCCCCACCCCACCUGGCCCCUCAUCCUGACCAGGGGCCCAGCCCCAGUCCUGCUGCCUUAAUAGGGCAGGUGGUUGAGCAGGGCCUUGGCCACCACCCUGGUGUUUAGACCCCUCCCAGCCCGUUGCUGGCGAUGGGCCAUGGCACCUUCUGGGGACUUCCCAGGCACAAAUGUCCCUUGCUCUGCCCACAUAUAACCCUUUUUCUGGGGAGUUGGAGGUCCCAACCUCCAGCCUGCCACCAGCUCCCCCUGUGGCCUGGACCAGACCACAGGGUACCACCAGCUCCCAUCCUUCUGAUGCUGCCUGGCCAGGCAUCUCUGGCACAAGCUGCCACCAUCAGCUAUGGGGACCACUGCCUGGCCUCCCUUGCCAACGUCAAGCACAAAGCUCUGAGAACAAGUAUCCCCAGUCCCCAGCCCCUCCUCCCAGAGCUGCCAUCACCCAUCACCUGGGACCAGUGGGCUGGUGGGCUUCUCGUACCUCCGGACCCCUGCUGGCUUCCGCUUCCUCUGCUCUUCCAAAGGCCAGCUGAUGGGAGGAACUCUAGGGCUGGCCAUUCACAUUCCCUCCACCGGGGACCCGCACAGACCCUGGGACCUGGGCUCUGCCCUUCCUCACACCCUCUUGUCACUGUCACAUGGGGUGCAUAACCCCAGCCUGGUUUGUAGUCCAGGGCAAAUCAAUAAUGUAUUCCUGUCUUUUUUAAAAAGUAUUAAAUGAGUCUUU
Messenger RNA from Octodon degus (degu), 2146 nucleotides. It is a transcript of the gene Sh3gl1, whose product is annotated as SH3 domain containing GRB2 like 1, endophilin A2. Gene Ontology annotation, molecular function: protein binding. The transcript has 10 exons. NCBI's taxonomy places the organism in Eukaryota, Metazoa, Chordata, Mammalia, Rodentia, Octodontidae. The coding region runs from base 216 to 1325 and encodes 369 amino acids. Gene Ontology annotation, cellular component: cytoplasm; glutamatergic synapse; presynapse. The record is from RefSeq and is a predicted model, not a curated record. Gene Ontology annotation, biological process: synaptic vesicle uncoating.